CACAAUAUAGCGGAAGUACAUCGUCUUCCGGCCUCUUUGGUCCCGGCCGCAGAAGCAAGAUGACGAAAGGAACGUCAUCGUUCGGAAAGCGUCGUAACAAGACGCACACGUUGUGCCGCCGCUGUGGCUCCAAGGCCUACCACCUUCAGAAGUCGACCUGCGGCAAGUGUGGCUACCCCGCCAAGCGGAAGAGAAAGUAUAACUGGAGUGCCAAGGCCAAAAGACGAAAUACCACCGGGACUGGGCGAAUGAGGCACCUAAAAAUUGUAUAUCGCAGAUUCAGGCAUGGAUUCCGUGAAGGAACAACACCUAAACCCAAGAGGGCCGCUGUUGCAGCUUCCAGUUCAUCUUAAGGAUUUCAGCAGUCACGCAAUAAAUUUCUGGUUUUAAAAAAUG
Messenger RNA from Condylura cristata (star-nosed mole), 396 nucleotides. It is a transcript of the gene RPL37, whose product is annotated as ribosomal protein L37. Gene Ontology annotation, molecular function: RNA binding; structural constituent of ribosome. Bases 60 to 353 code for a protein of 97 amino acids. The transcript is spliced from 4 exons. Gene Ontology annotation, biological process: translation. NCBI's taxonomy places the organism in Eukaryota, Metazoa, Chordata, Mammalia, Eulipotyphla, Talpidae. The record is from RefSeq and is a predicted model, not a curated record. Gene Ontology annotation, cellular component: ribosome; cytosolic large ribosomal subunit.